AGCCGAGUCAUUUCGGUUAGUUCCAACCCCAACAUUCUCACCCAGCCUCACCAAUUACAUUUGCUAUAUCCGGUCGUCCUACAGUCAACAUGUUUGAUUGAGCAUUUGGGCAUUGGGAUUUUCUUGGGUGACUCGGAACUCCGGCUGGAGCUUAUAAAUGAGCUCUUACAAAUUAUAGGCCCUGGCGAGCCUUGCGCCGCAAAUGUUGGCUCCGGCGAUUUCUAGUCCACGCCGCAUUCCUCACAGAACAUAUGAUAUAUUAACCCUCCGUGCUUCCACCGUCUUGUCUUUUUCUAGCGAUGGAACAAUAUUCACAUUCGAAGUGUCAUUCACUAUCAGUCAUUGAUACCUUCGUCGACUUAAUUAUUGUCAGACCCUCAAUACAACGCCGAAAACAUGUCUCGUUAUGCUAAAGCACAUGAAGAGAGAAACGGACCAGGCGAUGCCAGGCCUACUGCUCUCCAGAUAAUCAAGGAUGAAGGCCGUGAAGGUACCCUGGCAGACAAAGUCUUCCUGGUUACUGGCGCUUCGUCAGGCAUAGGCAUUGAGACCGGCCGUGCUCUUGCUGCCACCGGCGGCAAAGUGUUUCUUGCUGUCCGUGACCUCGAGAAGGGCAAAGCUGCUUGUCAGUCGUUUUUAGAACCCGGUCGAGUCGAGCUGAUCGAACUUGACGUCAGUAAGCUACAAUCAGUUCGACAAGCUGCUGCUACUUUUUUGCAACAGUCGAAACAACUUAACGUCCUCGUCUGCAAUGCCGGUAUCAUGACGGUGCCAACACGAGAGGAAACCGAGGACGGAUUCGAGAUGCAGCUCGCAACCAACUAUUUAGGCCACUUCCUCCUUUUUUGGUUACUUAAGGACGUUCUACUCAAGUCAUCAACACCCGACUUCCAGUCCAGGCUGAUCAAUGUUUCCAGUUCUGGUCAUCAUGCAUCCGAAAUUGUGUGGGAUGACUUGAACUUGACGAAAGAGGGAGCCUAUGAUCCCACGGGUGCAUACGGCCAGUCGAAACUUGCGCAGAUCUAUCACGCAAACUAUGUUGACCGAAACUUCGGCUCUGAAGGCCUCCACGCUCUCAGCCUCAUGCCGGGUGGUAUUAUCGAGACCGGUUUAUCGAAAUACACACCCAAAGAAAUGGUGGAUGGUUUCAGGCAGCACCCAGUGUUAUCGAAGUGGGUAAAAAGUCGUGAGCAAGGUGCUGCUACCACUGUUAUAGCCGCUGUGGGGAAGGAAUGGGAAGGCAAGGGCGGUGAAUACUUGGAGGACUGUGUAGUGGCACCAUCUGGGGAGUUCAUGCCCAAUCUCAUGGGCAUCAAGGAGUACAUACACGAUGAGUCUAAGGAAAACAAACUUUGGGAGUUGACCUUGAAGACGCUUGGGCUGUAGAGCUCCAAAUGCACAAAUGCAAGCAGGAGGCUCCCAGGGCCUAUCAUUGUCAGGGAGCAGAGCAUGACGUACUUCGAUGAAAUAGCCAUAUGGCAAGAUCUAGACAAUGGGUCGUACUCCAUGUACCACAAGUUAAUAGCGUCUCCCUCGUUUCCUAUAAAUUGUUGUAUUCUUGUAUUGGCUGAGUCAGCAAAAGGCGCGUAGCGCUAACUGGAUUGCAAUUUAGUGAGACGGAUAAAGGAAGUCAUGGACAAAACAUCAACGUCUCAUUCCGUAUGAAUGGCAGGACCCGUCUAGUAACAGAGAAGAGGGUGGUGGUGGCAAGAAUAAGGACUCUGUCGACAAUGAAGGAGAUUAUAACCUUGGCCUAAACUACGAGGAGUUGAAUAUUCU
This is a messenger RNA of Xylaria bambusicola, 1779 nucleotides long. RefSeq names its product short chain dehydrogenase. The transcript has a single exon. The record is from RefSeq and is a predicted model, not a curated record. Lineage: Eukaryota; Fungi; Ascomycota; Sordariomycetes; Xylariales; Xylariaceae. The coding region runs from base 397 to 1386 and encodes 329 amino acids.